GAAGAUGAAGGCGCUGUAAACGGCAUGUAAAAGCAGUGCCUAAUAUUGCAAUUGAGGGCAAAUUAUUUACCGGUCCUUCGAUUAAAAUGCCAGUCGGAACUCAAAGUUCCCCAUAAUGAGUGUCUGGUAGCCUGGUAGUGAGAGAAUAAUUACAAGCCUGUUGUUUAAGCACUCUGUAACUAAGUAAGGAGUGUUUUUGUGGUAACCCACCUACUGUCCACACCCCUAUUAUCAUCAUCUCUCUACUGGCCACAAGCAGUGGAAAGUAAAUAAAUAAUACAAAAAAAUAAGUUAAUGAUAUACUCUUCAUUAUGCUUUGAACACACCUGAUACAACUAAGCAGUCCAUACUUUUGGAUGAGGGCUUGAGUAGGGGUGCAUUACUUACGUUAGUUACUGUUUGUCAUUACCGUUUUUUAUUGUUAACAACUGUCAAUGACUUGAAAAAGUAACACAUUAUUCAAGAACAACUUAAUGAGAUGUCUUUCUGUGGGAUAAUCUGUAUGAGGUACCUGAAAUUAUACAACUUUCUUCUCCAUUUUUUCAGUCCUUUAUGUUCAGUUAUUUAAGUUGAAACAUACUCUGUUGACACUGAUGUAACAUUCAUACAUCUCUUGUUGGAUUUCUUCCAGACAUGUAUCAACAAAUUUUGGUGGGACUCUCAGUGCUGCUCUGCUCUCCACUCUUGGCAAAUGGUGGUAAAGUCCUUGUGUUCCCCUUUGAUGGGAGCCACUGGAUUAACAUGAAAGUCCUCAUUGAUGAGCUUCACUCCAGAGGCCAUGAAGUUACAGUCGUUAGGCCGUCAGACAGCUGGUACAUCAAGCCAGAGUCCCCUCAAUACAAGUCCAUCACUGUAAACUCCUCUGGUGGUUUUGAGGAUGGCUUUGGGUCAUUUGCAACCAGACUGAUGAACAUGCUGCGGGAAGGAGCUUCCGUUUGGGCUCGUUUAUCUCUGGAGUAUGAAGUGGUGAAACUUUUAUAUCAGAUUCAUGUAAAGCAGCUUCAAUUCGUGGUGGACAUGUUUGAGGAUACCAAACUGAUGCAGAGCCUGCGUGAUGCUAAAUAUGAUGUGGUUCUGACGGACCCUGCAACAGGUCCAGGGGUGCUUAUGGCUCACCGUUUGGGUCUUCCACUUGUCUUUAAUGUGAGAUGGACUGUUCAGGGUGAAGGGCAUCCUGUAAUCGCACCUUCCCCAUUGUCAUAUUGCCCAAUACAAUUCACAGAGCUGACCGACAAGAUGACAUUUCCCCAGCGGGUCGGAAAUGUACUUUACUAUUUCUUCUUAUGUUGCCAAAUUUGGUAUGCCGUAGAACCGAACUACAAACCAUUUGUCCAUCGUCACUUUGGGGAUGAUGUACAUUACAUGGAGCUGUUUCAGGCGGCAGACAUCUGGCUGAUGAGGAAUGAUUUUACCUUGGAGUUCCCAAGACCCACAAUGCCAAACAUUGUCUACAUGGCAGGAUUUCAGUGCAAACCCUCCAAGCCCCUGUCUAAAGAACUAGAGGACUUUGUCCAGAGCUCUGGUGAACAUGGCAUCAUUGUCAUGACAUUUGGAACCCUAGUGGAAGAAAUUCCUGAGGACAUUGCUGAGGACAUUGCCGCAGCUUUUGCCCAACUUCCUCAGAAGGUAUUAUGGAGGCACAAAGGCAAAAGACCAUCCACCCUCGGCAACAACACCUUACUCUUGGACUGGCUGCCUCAAAAUGACCUCCUGGGACACUCCAAGACCAGACUGUUUGUGGCCCAUGGAGGCACCAACGGAGUACAGGAGGCCAUCUACCACGGUGUGCCUCUGGUCGGCCUGCCCCUCAUGUUCGACCAGCAUGACAACUUCUUCAGGAUGAAAGUAAGAGGUGUCGCCAAAGUCCUAGACAUUGCAACUAUGAACAAAGACAACUUCCUGGAAGCGCUGAAGGAGGUACUCUAUGACCCAACCUACAGGGAGAAGAUGAAGGCGCUGUCCGACCUGCACAGAGACCAGCCCACGAAACCACUGGACCGGGCCAUGUUCUGGAUCGAGUUUGUCAUGAGGCACAAAGGAGCAGCGCAUCUCAAGACAGAGUCUUACAAGAUGUCCAAGAUCCAGUACCACUCAAUUGAUGUAUUGGUGUUUCUGCUGGCAGUUAUUUUGCUCAUGUUUACUGUUUUCAUUUCUGCUGUUAAGUUUUUGUGGCGGAGAGUGUUUUCUAGAAGCAAAGUCAAAAAGGAAUGAUCAAUGAUGUAGAUCAUUUUUAAUAACAUUUUCUCUAUCCUGAUUUCUUGUCAAGAACACAAUAAUAUUUAAAAAUGCCUCUGUAAGGUCUUGUAGAGUUCUGAGCCAGGUAUAAACAAUGUUAUGAGUCUUUCUGCAUCCACAAAUCUUGAGUUGUAUUACGAUUUCACCUCAACAUGUCAUGUUUGUGCAAUGUUUGUUUGUUUGCAGGACAUUUGAACAACUUUCUUAUUAUCAUAAACAUGUUCACCUAUUUGAAUGAAUAACAUAUGAUAUAACACUAAAAAAGUAUGUAUGCACAUCUGCAGCUUACAAUGGUACCUCACAUGGGCCAGUCAAUGAUUCAUUAUUGUUGAUGUUUUUCAGUGACGCUGUGUUGUUAUUAUGUUAAUCGUUACACAAAAUCAUGGUUACUGGCUUCCUACUGACUUAUAAAUAAUGUUACAAAUACUAUUUUAAGCUUAAAAUAAAGUUUUUUUUAAUCAUUACAUAUAUGUUCUUGUGUAUUAUGUAAUUACUGACACUGUAACGAAUACAUAUACACUGUGCAAAAAACACAAUAACAAACAGUUGAAAAUAUCCUUAUCAACAUUUUUAGAACAGUUACAACUAUAUUGUCCAUCCCUAUUAAUUGUUGUUUAUUUUUUAAUGUAAUUAUGAAUACAAGUGCGGUUUAAAAAAACAAAAAACAUUUUGCACACAUUAAAUAUUUUGCUUGAAUCAAUACAUUUCAUGUCAGCAACAUAGAGCCAGCCUAAAGCUUCCCUUAAACAGACCACAGGCCCAUUGCUUUGGGAAUGAAAACACUGGUUACUUAUUGGUUCUAUGAAUAUAAGUGUUUUCUGCCCACUGAUUUAAAAAAGACACAUCUUCUGACCUAUAAUGCUCUGUAAGCUGCUACAACCAUGACUAGAAUUCACAAAGGGUGUUGUGCUGUUUUGUAUGGCCAGUGUGGCUAGUUCUUCCCUCAAGGCCUCAUUUGAUUGUUUUAAUUAUUGUAAACGCACCUGGCUGCAGGAUGAGUCUUCAAACCUUUGACCCAUUUUAUAAGAAGAAAAAAGACAGGGGUUUUGAAGUAUAAAAAUAC
Molecule: messenger RNA, 3298 nt
Organism: Centropristis striata (black sea bass)
Lineage: Eukaryota; Metazoa; Chordata; Actinopteri; Perciformes; Serranidae
Product: UDP-glucuronosyltransferase 2B31-like
Exons: 1
Coding region: 634-2211 (525 amino acids)
Molecular function (GO): UDP-glycosyltransferase activity
Source: RefSeq, a predicted model, not a curated record